This is a messenger RNA of Exophiala oligosperma, 1692 nucleotides long. RefSeq lists its product as uncharacterized. Bases 1 to 1692 code for a protein of 563 amino acids. Lineage: Eukaryota; Fungi; Ascomycota; Eurotiomycetes; Chaetothyriales; Herpotrichiellaceae. The record is from RefSeq and is a predicted model, not a curated record. The transcript has 6 exons. Gene Ontology annotation, molecular function: N,N-dimethylaniline monooxygenase activity; flavin adenine dinucleotide binding; NADP binding.
AUGCCGCUCAUACGCGAUAUCGCAGAUGUGAAUGGAGAUGCUAAGAACCCCACGAAUGGAGCUUCUACGCGUGACGGUGCCUCUGACGAAGGCGAAGUUCUGGAUAUGCUUAUCGUUGGAGCUGGGUUCGCUGCUGUCUACUUGAUGCAUCAAUUGAGACAACGAGGCUUCAAAGCGAAAAUUGUCGAGGCAGGCUCAGACUUAGGAGGUAUUUGGUACUGGAAUCGAUACCCUGGUGCACGAGUCGACAGUCAGUACCCUGUCUAUGCUCUCUCGAUCCCAGAGGUCUACAAUGAUUGGACGUGGUCUUCGCACUAUCCAGACCACGCCGAGCUGCGUGAAUACUUCCAGCACGUCGAAGACCGUCUCCACAUCAAGAAAGAUUGCGUGUUCAAUAGUAAAGUGGUCUCAGCCGGAUGGGAUGAUAGCAGCUGCUUAUGGACCAUCACCUGUCAUACUGGGAUGGUGUUCAAGACAAAGUUCUGGACGGCGUGUACUGGGUUCGCAGCAAAGAGGUACAUCCCAGACUGGAAAGGUAUAGAAGAUUUUCGAGGCGUUAUUCAUCAUUCGAGUUUCUGGCCCAAAGAGGGUGUCGAUGUUAGGGGCAAACGGGUCGCGGUUAUCGGAACAGGAGCAACUGGGGUUCAAAUCACUCAGGAGGUACAAAUUGGGGAAGAUGGCCACCUUGAGAUGUGGCAGCGAACGCCGAAUUUUGCAUGUCCAAUGAACCAACAAUUCCUGACAAAAGAGGAGCAGGCGAAAUUACGAGAUGGCCUUGCUGCACGAUUCGCGGAGCGCAAUAACUAUUACAACGGGUUUUUGUAUCAGUGGCGCGAAAACUUGACCUUCGACGACAGCGAUGAGAAGAGGGACGAAUUUUACUGGCAGCUAUGGAAGAUGGGUGGCUUUCGCUUCUUGAUGAACAACUACUACGACAUGACGCGUAAUGCCGACGCCAACCAGAUAGCAUACAAUUUCUGGCGAGAUCGGGUCAGAGAGCGUGUGCGUGAUCCAAGAAAGCAAGAACUACUCGCACCUUGGGAGCGUCCGCAUCUCUUUGGAGGCAAACGACUAUCCCUGGAGCAGGACUUCUAUGAUCAUUUUAACAAGCCGAAUGUCGAUGUCGUUGACGUCCGUAAUAAUCCAAUCAAGUGCUUUGUGUCAGACGGUAUAAUUCAGGAAGACGGUACAUACCAUAAACUAGAUGUUGUCGCUCUUGCAACAGGUUUCGAUUCCAUUACUGGUGGUUUGAAAGACAUCAAGAUUACUGGUGUGGAUGGCGAAGUAUUGACCGAUAAAUGGGCUAAAGGCACGUGGACGUAUUUGGGUAUAUCGACCGCGAGGUUUCCUAACUUCUUCUUCACAUACGGCCCUCAAGCACCAACCGCAUUCUCGAACGGUCCAUCAUGCAUUGAGAUUCAAGGUGAUUGGAUAACGAGUGUUCUUAGUGAUAUGAGAGGCAAGGGAUUGAAGAAGAUCGACGCGAAGAGAAAGGCGGAGGAAGACUGGAGAGCUCUCGUCUUUGAGCUUAUCAAUGACACACCUCGUGGUAAGGUAGAUUCAUGGUACAACGGGGCCAAUAUACCAGGCAAGCCACGCGAGCAUCUAAAUUAUGCCGGUGGCAUUCCCAGGUAUAAGAAGACACUCGAGAAGGUCAGGCAAGACGGAUAUGAGGGGUUUGUGGUUUCAUGA